Dothidotthia symphoricarpi CBS 119687 is the source of this 1536-nucleotide messenger RNA. RefSeq lists its product as uncharacterized. Lineage: Eukaryota; Fungi; Ascomycota; Dothideomycetes; Pleosporales; Dothidotthiaceae. The coding region runs from base 1 to 1536 and encodes 511 amino acids. The transcript has 2 exons. The record is from RefSeq and is a predicted model, not a curated record.
AUGCCUAGGACUGCGGUAUUCACAACGAUAACUCCGCUACCGGUGGGCAUCACCCGUAAGAGCGUGCUUGAUAUGUAUCACGAUCAUCUGGCCAUGAUUGAUCUAAACCCGCUUGUUGUCGAACGCUUCAAGUGCAAACCACCGAACUACGCGCCAACAGACGAGUACUAUUCAUCCUGGUAUACCAUUAAAGACAAAGUAUCGUACCUCCCGGGUAGACUUGCACAAAGCUCUGUCUCCUACCACGCUUGCUUUCAAGAUCUCCAGGACGGUCUCCAAACGCAUGUCUACGCCCCGCUUGGCCUCCGAAUUCGCGCCAAAUGGAGUGUGGGCGGCUCACUGCCUGGAGAGUCGAAAUGCACUCCUGAGCGUGACCCGCGGGCUCCACGAAACGGAUUGUAUAUCCGGGAAGAUGUCAAGAUGACUUGCUCUUCAUUGUUAUUGGGCUUUGUGAGAAAGACUUUCCAAGAUUCACACGGUAAACUCGUGGAGAAGUUGGUGGAACGGGCACACAUUGUGGAGUCCAACUUUGCCAACAGGAGAUUGCAAGCAUUGCGAAACAUUGAUCCAAGAGAUCGAAUGGGGCAUGGAAACAUCUUCAUCGCCCCGCCACCAGACUAUCAAGAAGAAUUUGGUUCAUGUUCUACACCGCACUCGAGGAGCCAAAGCGCCGGCCAUGUCCUCUUCCAAUCUCAAUACACACCACAAUAUACACCACACGCGAGAUGCCAAAGCGAAACCCACAUUUUUACCCCUAGCCUCUCGUACUCUUCGUCGAUCUCCGACCAAAGUACUUUGGAUAGUCCACCACAACAACACGACCGACCGAGUUCAUCUGCAUCCACUUCCGAUGAAAGGUCACUGAUCUCCCCUACUACAAAGCCAGAAGCAGAAAUGUUUCUUUUACCUGCAUCAACAUAUAACAGUAAACCUCAGCAAGAAUACGAGGAUGAUCGAUCGAUAUCGCCUAGUUACGGAAUUCAACAAGACAAGAAACCCGAUCGCAUGAUCUCAUUAUACCCUCAGACACCACACAAUCAGGAAGAAGAGCGUGGGGUAUCUCUCUACUCCAGCCGUUCUUCAUACAGUGUAGAAGAGCACCCAACGACCUUCAACUUCGCCUUCGACCAGAUGUCUGUCGCAAUGUCGACGUCAGGUCAGAGUCUACUCGCCGAGAUUGACGCCGCAAUCGACGACGUCUCUUACCAAACCUUGCCAGCGACUAGAUACGACACUACAGGGUCGAUGACAACAGUCGAGGGCCUAUUGCCCGCGACGACAUACAAUGAUAUAUUGCCUACAACAACGUAUGAACCGACCUUACCAGCGACAACACACGAUUUCAUAUUGCCGGCAACCACAUACGGAUUGACACCAUCCACCACCCAGAAGGAGCCCGACACCAUCCUGUUGCCGGCAUCGACAUAUAACCCAAAGCAGCAAUCGUCAAAGAGAAAAGACUCGGUUAUACCAAAUGAUCUGUAUGCCGACUCUCCACCCGUGCCGCCUAAGGACGAGAAGUACAGAAAAUCAUAG